This is a messenger RNA of Ornithorhynchus anatinus (platypus), 4037 nucleotides long. RefSeq names its product calcium channel flower domain containing 1 (gene CACFD1). Gene Ontology annotation, cellular component: membrane. NCBI's taxonomy places the organism in Eukaryota, Metazoa, Chordata, Mammalia, Monotremata, Ornithorhynchidae. The record is from RefSeq and is a predicted model, not a curated record. Bases 66 to 581 code for a protein of 171 amino acids. The transcript is spliced from 5 exons. Gene Ontology annotation, biological process: vesicle-mediated transport.
CUCCCCCACAGUGCACCGCGCUGCUAGGCGACGUGGCGGCCGGCGUCGGGCGGCGGCCCGGAGCCAUGAGCUCCUUCGGGGAGGCGGCCCCGCCGCCGGGGCCCUCCGCGCCGGCCCCGAGGGACGACGGCGUCACCUGGUGGUACCGCGGGCUCUGCCGCCUGGCCGGGGUCGCGGGGGGCAUCUCGUGUGCAGUUUCCGGCCUCUUCAACUGCGUCACCAUUCACCCGCUCAACAUAGCGGCUGGCGUGUGGAUGAUGUUAAACGCCUUCGUCCUGCUGCUGUGCGAAGCCCCUUUCUGCUGCCAGUUCAUCGAAUUCGCGAACAUCGUGGCUGCCAAGGCUGACCGGUUGCGCCCUUGGCAGAAGGCCGUCUUCUACUGCGGGAUGGCAGCUUUCCCCGUCGUCAUCAGCCUGACCCUGACCACCCUCCUGGGCAACGCCAUCGCCUUCGCCACCGGCGUCCUCUACGGCCUCUCCGCUCUGGGCAAAAAGGGAGACGCCAUCGCCUACGCGCGGAUCCAGCAGCAGAAGCAGCAGGAUGAGGAGAAGGUGGCGGGGUCGAUGGAAGGACAGCUGUGACGUCUCCCCCGCCGCCCGCUCCGUAUCUCCCUCCGGCACCCCGGGGCCCCGCCGCCACCGAGGAUCGGCGGUGCCGCACGGAGCCGGGACCGGGGAGCCCUGGGGGACCCCGAACCGCUUCUCACUCUGUUUCUCCGCGGGUUCCGGACCCCCGGGCCCACCCCCGGCCCACUCUGGGUCUGUGCGGGGCGGGGGUGGGACUCAGCCGGGGGGCACGAUGACGUGGGGAGGGACACGGUCGGGGGUCGUGGCUGUCGCGCUCGGCCACCCGAAGUGGAAGGGGGGUUCCGUGCAGGAGCGAACUCGGGUGCCCGGGCUCCCCGACCCCUAGACAUCGCCCUCUCCCCCCCACUAUCGGGUGCUCCUCCGGCCUCAACUCCACCAUCUAACCUCCUGGUGGUCUCGGACCUUCCCGCGGCCCGCUUCCCCCGGGCUGGCGGACCGCGUGGCGUGAGUUAGCCAGGAGGGUGCCCCCCGAGGGCGCGAGCCCCGGGUUAGAACUGGAGGAGGCAACCAUGCGGGUUAGAGGCCGGGCCGCCCCAGGCGACAAAGACGGAACAGUUCGGGGCGGAGCCGGCGGCUGUUCCCGGGUCCCUCCCGGGCCCUUCUCCCUGUUGCUGCUGCCGCCGUCGUCGUCGCUGCUUUCCCAGCUGCCGUCACCGGGUGGGUUUUCCGUGUGCCCGGCUGUGGGGUUGGCGUCAGACUUUACGCGACUCAUCAGAUGCUUGAACUCUCCUGCCGCCCAAGGGCGGCUUUUCUAGAGACUUGGAAGAGGGGUCCCGUAGAGCAGGCCCGCCGCGGCCCCGGCAGUCCACUCCCCAUCCCGACCCUCCGCUCCGCCGCUCCACCUCGUCCGAAAACAUCUCGGGCCCCCGUCACUCCAGGGCCGAAGCGUCCAGGCCGGUGAGUGUGGCGGUCGGCGGGCGCGGCGACUCCCAUCCGCUUACCUGUGAAGGGAGCGUCUCUUCUGGAGCUCUGCUCUGCUCAGGGGCGGCUCCGCUGGCUCGGUCGGGCAUGGGGCCCCGGGGAAUCCCCAUCCCCGACUGGGCCCGCCUCCGCUCUCCCGAGGGAUCCCGUAGCUCCUUGGACUCAACCCCUUUCUCGCAGGGCAGCAGAGUCCCACGGGCUGGGAGCGUGGCGGGAUUGUCGGGCCGGUGUCCUGCGAUGACGCCGACCUGUGCCCCUAGCUGCCCGUCAGCCCUGCGGAUCCCCAGCCCCCACCCCCAGAGCCUGGAGGAAAGAUUGCGGGGCAGGGAAACGGCGAAGCAAGGGUCCGGCGGAUGCCUGGCUCUGCUCUCCGUCCCCUUCUCCGGGCUGGGACGGUCGUGCAGUUUUGUAUCUACCCGGGCUGCCCCCACAGGGCUGGCCCCAGUGAUUGGGCUAGGGGUUGGAGUUCCUCAGACACUCAGUGAUACCUACCGAGCGCUUACUACGUGCGGAGCAGUUGGGAGACCCCCCUCUGGCCACGGGCCGCGUAUUCCCCUGGGACCCCAGUAGCAUCGUAGACCCAGAUGCCUGGAGGAAGUGACUUAGGGGGCCAGAGUGAAGGGGGUGGGGAGCUCUGCUCCUGGAUCGCUGCCUUGCCCGUUAAAUCCCCCCACGUUCCCUUCCGGUGCCUCCCCGUGUCCGUGUGGGGACGGUGCCCCGAGUGACACGCCGGGGCUCUGCGGAGGGACAGGUGCAGCUCCACUGGUGACUCGAUGCCAAGCAAGGGCGAGCAGCUGGGAGAGUGGCAUCGCCCCACCGGGGCCGAGCGGGAGCUGCCGCGGCUCCCCUCCGGGAAUUCUCCCUCCCUAUGGCUGAGGAAGAGAUUCCCUCCUCUCCCAGCUGCUUCAGGAUCUGGGUCAGGUCAGGGCGUGGCCACGGCCUGUAGUUCAGUUUCAAACUUGCAGAAGGCCCCGCCUCAUGGCCACGGGCUCAUGGCUUUACGGAGGGUGCUCCUGGGCUCUGGGGGUGUUUCUGGCCUCUCCCACCCGCCCAGACCACGUGGCCGUGAGGACUCGGAUCCUAGCCCAGACCGUCCUAGGGGGCUCCCUCCCCUACCCGGUUCCUCUUGGGUGACCGAACCCAUGGUUCGCCACCCACUCCUCCCUCCCUCCUUCCCUUCUGUCCCUCUGUGGUCCAGAGCAUCAUUUCUUUCCAUUGGCAGCUGUGGCUGUUGGGCUACUUGGUCUGCCUCCCUCUCGCCCCCCGCUCAGUUUCUCAGUUGGGACGGGCCAGCUCGGGGACAGCCUCCUGGCCCCAGCGAUCGGGUUAAGGGUCGGAGUUCCUCGGUCACUCGAGCGGCCGGUGAUACUUACCGAACGCGUACUCUCUGCGGAGCACCGGCCUUAGCAGCUGGGAGAGGCCCCUCCGGCCGCUAACACGACUCCCAACAGCCAGUGUCUGGCAGGUGCUCCUGGGUCGGUCCUCCCCAGCUGGACCACUGCCCAUCCUGGGGUUGGGGACCCAUCCUCCUAGGCGUCAUCGGCCAUCCUAUCUGAUCCCGGUCCCCAGAAGGAAGCCACGUCACAGUCGUGCUUCCUUUUCUUCCCACAGCCCCGCAGCGGGAGGUAUGGGCACCUGCCUUCGUUGUCCCGCGGCAUCCCCCCCUCCUGAGGGGGACGCUUGCUUGGUGGGAUUUCCCAUCCACCGCACAAUUCCCCUCCUUUCCUCCCUCUGUCCCCCACUGCUGCUCGAUUUCUGUUCGAGGGCAGAGCAGCGUUGCCUUGGUUCUGCCCGCGUCGCCGUAGAAACACUAUGACUGCAGUGGGGCGUGGGCCAGCCGGGAUGCGGGGAGCAUGUGGGGGCAGGGGUGACAAGUUGUCUUAGGUUUCAAGGAAGCGGGCUCUCAGGUGAGAUCGGGGACGGAUCCCGGCCCCGGGCCUCCGCACAAACGUUUCUCUUCUCACCUGCGGGUUGGCUCCGCCACCCUCUUCCUCCCACUGCUACGGGCCUGGGGUUUGGGGACCCAGUGCCGAUGUAGCACCCGUCUGAGCCUCUCCGUCAUCUCCCACCGCCUCGCGGGAGAGGGUGGGCCGCCGUGGGCCCCGGGGCGCCGGUCGGAAGUGCCUCGGACCAACCGGCAAACUGCCCCAAAUGGCUGUAGCCCACAGGGUGGCCCUGGUUACGAAGGCCCCAUUUGGUCGGGCCCUAGAAAUGCAGUUCUGAAGCAGGGAACGCCAGAUUCAUUCAUUCGUAUUUAUUUAGUACUCACUCUGUGCAGAGCACUGGGAGAGUACAGUACAACAGUCAACAGACGUAUUCCCUGCCCACAACGAGUUUACGGUCUGGGUGGGCAGGGGGUGCAGGUGGGGAUGUAACUUGAAGCCAGGUGGAACAAAUCUAGCCCCCCUGGGUGGCCCGGUGCCUGGCGUUCGUCGGUGCUCGGAGUGACGUCCGUUAAUCAGUUGUAUUUAUUGAGUGCUUACUAUGUGCAGAACACUGUACUGAGCCCUUGGGAGAGUACAAUAAAAC